Molecule: messenger RNA, 5714 nt
Organism: Cheilinus undulatus (humphead wrasse)
Lineage: Eukaryota; Metazoa; Chordata; Actinopteri; Labriformes; Labridae
Gene: focad
Product: focadhesin
Exons: 44
Coding region: 69-5483 (1804 amino acids)
Biological process (GO): regulation of post-transcriptional gene silencing
Source: RefSeq, a predicted model, not a curated record
CCUAGUUUCGCGCCGUAGUUCCACGCUGGUGCACAGGAGGCUGGAUGAAUGAGGUCUGACCAGCAGAUAUGGCGGAGAGUUUGAAGAAUCGGUUUGAUUUCCACAGUCCUGUCAUACAGGCUCAGACGGUGAGGUCUCUGGUUGCUGCUGUGCUCAAAGAAAAAGGACCAAAUGGACAAAUCACACAGUCCUCCACACAGGGUCCGGCAUUGGAGGCUCUGUGGCAGCAGUGUUGCUCUGACUCUGCCCUGGUGCGGUCGUCCUGCUGUGACGCCGUAGUGCUGCUGGUGGAUCAGGGACACGCUGAUCUGCAGUAUGUCCUCAACAGCGUCCUCAACCUCCUGCCGUCCGCCAGAAACGUCCCGGGGCUGGUGAAGGUGAUGGGACGGCUGCUGCAGAUGCAGGCAGACCAGAGAGACAGAGGAGCCCCCUUCAUCUGUCCGUACUCCAUCAGGAACAGCCCUCACCCGUUCAUCACAGCGGUGGAGAACCGAGCGGACUGCUGGCCGGCUCUGCUUCUGGUGAUUGAUGAUUUCAUUCAGCGGGCUGCUGACAGGAACGAACCGGCCUACGUCACCAUGUUGGCUCCUUUCCUGAGGUAUCUGUACUGUGAACCUCAGAGACAGCCUCAGCACGCCCUCCUCAGACACAGUCUCCUUAGGGUGCUCCUGCCCAAACCCCCAGGAUCAGCCCCUGAGAACCAGAACCAGGACUCCUCUGUGUCUGACAGCCUGCUGCUCUGCCUAUGUCAGCUGGUGCCACACAUGCAGGUGGACAGUGUGGAGUCAAUGUUGGAGCUCUGUGGAUUCAUCGAUGCUCUCCUUCAGCGUCUCCUUUCAUCCUCUCAGGAGCGCUGGCAGUCUGAGGGGGUCACUCUUCUUCUGCAGCUGCUCUGUGCCUGUCAGCUCUGCCUGAAGCUGAACGGAGACUGUCGGCAUCUCCUCAGCUCGAUUCAUCAGCUAAUAUCUGCCUGCCAACAGGAGCUGCCAUUGGAUGAGCUGCUGAUGGGCGUGGCUUUGCUCCUGUUGGAGGCUCCUCCAGCUCAGCAGAGUAGUCUUCUCAGUCUGGCUCUGAGUCUAAUCCCAGAGGAGUCAGAGCAGUGUCCCUGGUUGAGUCCGGUCCUGGUUCUCCCCAUCCUGCAGCUACUCUCUUGCUUGAGCCUCACUGAAGCUCUCGCUGAUCGACGGAUCCACAACCUCAACCAGGAGCUGGGGCACAAGCUGCUUCAGAGAGUUAGUAGGGAGACGGAGAAACCUGGACAGUCUUCCCCAUCGUUGCCCUUUCCUCUCACCUCCUGGUUCAGCGAGCUCAGUUUGGCUGUGUCUGUGCUACGUAAACUGGCAGGAGAUACAGCGGCUGCAGCUGAUUGGCUGUUGUCUGUCAGCUCUGCCUUGUCAUCUGGUCAGCAGUGUCUCUCCUCCCUCAGUCUUAUGGUGGUUCACGUCAUCAUCACGGGUCAGGAUGACCUCUGCAAGCUGGCUCUGAAUGCCGGCCAGGCCAUCGCUGCUGCCAACCCCUGUCAGGUUCCCUCCCUUCUUCCUGUCCUGAUGUUCAAACUGGGAAAAGAGAAAAACCCAGAUGUGGCUCACGCUGUGCUGAACUGUCUGCCAAACCUUGGGACGCAUAAGCUCUGUGUCCCCAUGGUGCUGCAGACCCUCCACAUGCUUGCCAGCGCCCCCAAGCUGAGAGCAGUGGCAAUGCGCCUCAUGACUGCUCUAUGGAAGAAACAGGAUCGAGUUUACCCAGACCUGCAGCGUCUGCUGGGCCAGCAGGACAGUCGGGUGGUGGUGGGGAGGGACGCUCAGUGGGAGCAGAUCCUGGCCAGAGCCGCCUGCAUCAGAGACAUCUGCAGAGAGAGGCCAUACCAGCAUGGUGGAGACAUGCUAGCAGCCAUUAAACUCACCCUGAACCAGUGCACCAAACCAGACAUGGAAACCCCGGCCGCUCUGGCUCUGCAGGGACUUCAGGAGCUGUGCAGGGCCGAGGUGGUGGACAUCGUCUCCACGUGGAGGAGUCUUGGUCCGGAGCUGAGCUGUGACUCUCGUCCUCUGAUGGUCAAAGCCACUGCCGAGCUUCUGGCUCUGGUUCCUAAACUCAUUGUUAAGUCAGAGCAGUAUGAGAAACUAAAGGAGGAGGUGGUCAGCUUUCUCUGGAACUAUGCUGUAAGCAAGGAUCCAGAUGUGGCCAGCUGUGGGUACAAAGCUUUGGCUGAGUUUUCUGAAGACGUCCACACCAUAAAUCUCCUUCCUGAGGCGGCCAGACCAGCUUUAAAGCUCCCUGACAGUGAUGAGGAUGAACAAGAGAAAAAUGAAGACGAGGAAGAGAAGGAUCUUUCUGUUCCAGGCUCAUCAUAUGUGAAGCUGAUGGCUCUGACUCCUGUGUCUGUUCUACCAGCCUUUGAGCUCUUCCUCACUUCGCUGGUGAAGCAGGAGAUGAGUAAGAUGCCUCGGGGGGUUUAUUUCUCUGCUCUGAGGGGGGGAAACCUGCGCUCUGAUCAGGGGAAAACAGUGGCGGGGAUCCCAGCCUUCAUGCUGAAAACCUAUGAGAAGAACAAACAGCCGGGGCUGAAGCCGGGACUGGCAGCUGGGCUGCUGCUCUGUUAUGAACUCCCUGUGCAGACGGAUCGUGAAGGCAGACCCAUCGAUCGUUUCCUCGUCAGCCGGAGUCGCAGCUACCAGCAGACGCUGUCAGCUCUGAUUCAUGAGGUGAACAUCCAGCCAUCUGAGUGGCACCGCGCCCUCCUCCUGCCUCAGGCCUGGAGAGGGUUCAUGAGCCGAGCUUUUCACGCCAUCCUGCAGGGUCGUCGUGCAGAUUUGGAGAUGCAGCAGAAACAAGGAAAAGAGGAUCCACAGGAGCUUCAGUACAAACAGCACUGUGCCUGGCUGUGGGCCAGAGAUCAGCUGACAGACGUCAUCAAAGCUGCUACAAAAGACAGUCCUGUCGUUCAGGGAAACUCCAUCCUGGCUCUGAGCGGCCUCGCUGCCGUCCUCGCUAAAUAUGAGAGCAACCUUCCCGCUGAUGGAGACGGAGGCCUCGGGGCUGGACCAGAGUUUGUCCCCACAUCCAGCUGGUUGUCCAUCCUCCUCAACACUCUGCUCAGCAUCAGCAGCAGCAGCUACAAACCAGCAGGACAGGUUUUCCCAUGGUUUCUACACCGCUCAUACUCUGGUGAGAACACGGCGAGUGCCAUCGCUCGCUCCUGUGCCAGCCUUGCCUUAUCCCUGCUCGUCCCAGUCCUGGUGAUGUGGCAGAAGGAAGCCUUAGUCCAGGUCCUGUCAGCGCUGAGGUCCAGUCUGCCGGGCUCUCCAAACGCUGAUGACUCCCAGGCUGUCCAGUUCCACUCAGGCCUUGCUCUCGGCAUGGUGCUGUCCAGUCUGCACCACCAGCGCCUCAGUGACGUCUCCAUUGAGAAGGACGCUGAUCUCCUUCUCAGCUCUCUGGAAGCUUUGGAAAGCUGCUCCUUCAACCCAAACCUGGAGUACAAUAUGGGCUGUGUACUGGGUCUGGCUCUAGUCCUCUCAGCUCUCUGCAGCAGCGGACACAGCGACCAACAUGUCCACGUCACACAAACACUGGAGAAACUUCUGACCAGCCUGCAGGAAAGUGGCGGGCAGGGCCGCAUGCUGCAGGAGGUUUUGGCAUACUCUGUGGCCUGUGUCUGUGUCUCAGCCUUCAGUGGCGGUCUCAUCGGCGCUGAAAAGGCAGAGGAGGUCAUGAACACCUUGCGCUCUCUAACUGAGGAGAGCCAGCAGACUCCUGGUUUCUCUCUGGCUCUGGGUUUGGUUGUCCACGGCCUCUCUGUGUGUGGUCAUGGUAAAGCUGAAGACAUCUAUCCUCGUCUGCUCGCUGCCUGGAUCAAGAUCUUACUGGCAGAGGGCUGUCCUACAAUGCAGCGUCUGGCUGCUGUGAACGGUCUGGUAGCUUUAGUCGGGUCAGAGACUUACCUUAUCCAGCUGUCCAAUGAGUUGGAGCUUUCCUCUCAGCAGCAGAGCAGACUCAACGAGGUGAUUCGAGCCAUCACCCAGAUCAUAACAUUCUCAGGAGCCAUCGGUCUGCAGUCUAACAGCGCCUGUUUGGUGUCUCACUUACAUUUAGCUCACAUGUCCACCAGCCACACUCACACCGCAGUUCCCCAGGAUUUCAGUUACCUCUCUGAGAAAAGUACCAUCAGGUCCAUCGUUGAUUUCCUCACAGAAGCAGGAAAAAAAGGUCCUGAGUUUUCUCAUCCUGCUCUUGUAAAAACGGCCCUGACUCCUCUGGCAUCUGUUGGAUCCAGUUUCCAGUUCCCUCCGAUCAACUGGAGCGCCGUCCUUUCUCCUCUGAUGAGACUCAGCUUUGGAGAGGACGUCCAGCAUCAGAGUCUGGUUCUAGCAGCCAAUCAGGCUCAGUCGUCUCAGAGUGCCUCUUUGUUCCUGGGCUCCUGGCUUUCACCUCCGCUGGUGCACAGCCUCAGUUUCCAGACUCGUUCCCACCUCUAUGAGUCUCUGGGUCUGUGGAUGAAGCAUGUCUCUGAGGAUAAACUGCAGGUCUACCUGGAGAGUCUGGGUCUGCAGCAGUUCCAGGACGACCUUCGACCUCAGCGUUUGUCUCUGUGUCGCUCCGUGCUGAAGGGUCUGUGUCAGGCCAUGGCCCUGCCAAACCCCCCCAACAACUGCUGGAGCAUCCUGACCUCCAGCACUGAGAAGAUCUUCAACAUCCUGCCAAACCACAUCACGGAUGAUGAGGUGGAUUUAUAUGUUGGGAUCACCAAAUGUCUGUCUGAGAUGUCUGAUACAGAGAUUGAUCGAAUCUGUCGAGUCACAGAGACUCAGAUGGAGAAGUCCUGCUUCGUCCUGGCGUAUUUGACUUCCCAGGGGAGGGUCCCCCUUCUCAGUCUCAAUGAUGUCAUCGCAGGUGUGCUUCGUGGUUGGUCAAGCUGCAGAUUGGGCUGGCUCCUCCUGCAGACGUUUUACCAGUGUCGCCUGGCAGCCAACGCUAACACAGGCGUUCUUAAACGGAUGGAGUGGCUGCUGGAGCUGAUGGGACACAUCAGAAACGUCACUUAUGGAGCAACCGCCGUCAAGUGUGGAGACACCAAACUGGCCACAGACUUCCUGUUUCAGGUCUUUUCUGCUGCCAUCGUCUCCUGGGCCGACCACUUCAUGCCCCUCCUCCUCGGCGUCAGAGACAAGUGGUUCCCAUGGCAACCAGGAUCCAAGCCCCAAACUCUGCAGCACAGUCUGUAUGGCAGUGAGUCGCUCACUGAGCUUGUCCUGCCCCAGUGCAUGCUGGGAUUGUCCCACAGUCUGCCUGUGCUACUGGACAAAGAGCCAUGGAGCAGCCAGAUGACCAAGUUCAUUGAUUGGCUCCUGAGCAUCACUGAAGGUCCUGAACAGAAUCUGUCUGCCUCAACCAUCAACACCGCUAAAGCCUCUCUGUUGGCCCUGAAGUCCUCCGCUGAGUUUAAGAAGAAGGCCGUGUGGACCAGAGCAUACGGAUGGUAGCCCAGAGGAGCCAAAAGAGACAGUUUCUAAGUCAUCAAACAUACAGGAUCUUUACAGAAACAUGGUGGGAGCUUUCACACACCCAGACUGAAUCUUUGCCUUAACUGACAUAAAUGUAGAGCUGGAUCUGAAUCACUGCAGCAUCACGGACUUAAACAUAGAAUAUCAUAAACAAGAGGAAUGUUUUCUCUCACAACCACAUGAACCAACAUUAAAAACUGAUGAAAAGGA